AUGGCCGUCGGAUUGACAUCUAAAUGUUGGAGGGAUCAAAGGUCACAGGAUAAGCACAAGGGAACCCAAGCCGAUUGUGGAGAUGAUUGCAAUGAUUUUUGCAUGGCCGUCAGAUUGGACCCCAGCGUAUCUAACGGAAAACAGUAUACCUGGGAUUGUGGAUGCCCAACGGAACAGUCGUGGCUCAAAUAUACUUGCAAGGAGGAAAGCAACAAUCAAAUAUAUGUAACUGGAAAUAACAGCUAUUUGAUCGAUUGUUGCAAGGAUACUGGCAGCCAAUGGGGAAAC
Mesorhabditis spiculigera is the source of this 288-nucleotide messenger RNA. Lineage: Eukaryota; Metazoa; Nematoda; Chromadorea; Rhabditida; Rhabditidae. The record is from the annotation of a GenBank genome assembly.